Molecule: messenger RNA, 2824 nt
Organism: Tachysurus vachellii
Lineage: Eukaryota; Metazoa; Chordata; Actinopteri; Siluriformes; Bagridae
Product: transmembrane protein 205
Exons: 4
Coding region: 158-724 (188 amino acids)
Source: RefSeq, a predicted model, not a curated record
ACUACACCGUCACUGCCAGGGGCGCGCUGUGAUUGGAGGAGAUUCCAAGGAAUCUGUUACAGUGUGGGUCAAAACGGCUAACUGGAGUUUCAGUAACCAGGAAGGAGAACAGGAUCGGAGGUACAGCACGUACGAAAUUGGAGGGUGUCUACUGAUCAUGUCCACAGACCCAGAGCCAUCUCUCUUUGUAAAACUUUUUCACCUCGUCUUCCUCUCCACCUUUUGGGGCAUGCAGAUAUGGGUCACCUUUAUCUCUGGAUUUGUUAUGGACAGCCAUCUAAACAGACACACCUACGGCUUUAUUCAGAGUCGACUCUUCCCUUACUAUCUGCAUAUUGGCUCGGCCUGUGCUUUCUUCAACCUAACUAUUUUUGCCAUGUACCAUCCCAGUGACCUGAUGGAUGAUAAAGAGGCCUUUCAGAUCUUUGUUUUCUUUGUGUGUGUGACUGUGGCAGCCGUGAAUGCCCAAUGGUUUGGCCAGUUGACCUCUGAGAUUAUGGCGGACAUGCACAUGAUUGAGCAGGCUUGUGGACUGGGACAGGACAUUGGGCUCUCAUCCAACCGCGAAGCCUACUCCAAAUUGUGUGACAAAGACCCCAAGUACAAGCAGCUGAGCAGUCGAUUGUGGCUUUAUCACCUCCUCUCAUCGCUUUGUAACCUUUGCUGUAUUGUCUGCAAUGGCUACAGCCUUUAUUACCUGGCAGAAAACCUUACAACCCUUUGAUUGGCAGUCAGGUCUUUUAUAGUGAUCAUGUUCCCCAAAAUAAGGUGUGUACCACAUUCACACACUUAAUAUGUCUAUAUGCUGUGUAACAUCCGUCAAUGUAGUCUUUAGAAUCUUAGCUCCUUUUUUUCCUUUCUUUUAUAUCUUUGUAGUAUUUAUUGUGGUGCAGUGAUGUCCAGUCUUAUCCACAAGGGUGCAGUGUGGGGGCAGGUUUUCAUUCUAAUCAAGCUGGAGCUGCACUUUAAUCAGUAGAUCUUAAAUAGAAGAUCUUGUGUCUGUGUCUUGCGCUUAGCUGGAAUGAAAUAAUGCACUUAAGUUAUCUGAGCACAUAAGAUUUACGGUGAAAGUUUGGAAGAAGGGGUAGCCAAAAAUUUAUUAACCCAUGAAUAAUGCUGUUUAUAUCAGAUAUCUAGACAAAACCACAGAGCUACAUCACUGAUUUCAAAGUGUAAACGAAAGUAAAUUAUGUAAUACAGACACAUAAGAUAAACAUAAGAUAAAUAAAAAAAAAAAUCACAGGUGCUUGUUUUUGUGAUUAUUAUAUAAAUAGGUCUGACAUAGAAAGGUCAGGGAUAGACUUCCCUGGUGCUGGGUGGCUUGGGAAAAGAAUAUCUUAUGUACAGUUUAUUUGUACUUUUUCCUCAUCAGAAAAGGCAGGUGACUAUUAAUUGGGACUGGGGGAAACACAUCACAUUUAAAUGUACAGCAUUUAGCAGUAAACCACAUUAAAACAUCCACUUGGCUGAAAGUACUGAAGAAAUUACAUCUUAGCAUGUUAAAUGAUCUAGAAUGUAGACAAACUAAUCCAACAUUACCUGUAAAUAGAUUUAAAAAAUCAAAUUUAAGAUAUUAUGAACCUAUUUCUAGGGAUUUGUUUUUACUUAUUUUGAGCUUGAAAAAUAGUCUUGUUGUGUUUGCAGAAUCUUUCUCUAAUUUAAAGCAUUUAUUGUUAGGAAGAGGCAAAAUGAUCAAUCAAUAGAAAAAAGAAAAGUUAAAGCUUAAAUAUAGUAAAAUACUCUGACAUUGAUCAUUAAGCAUAGUUGAUGUGAACUGAUGCGCUUGACUAAAAUGAUCCUAAUAAAUUGGCCGGUCAGUGUAUACCUGGAAAUUGGCUUAAUAAGCUUGUAUUUGGUUUACUGUAAUAUGAAAUAUCAGGUAAAUGUGACUACAUUCAAGAUAUUGUAACUUGCUAAGCGUUUUUUUUUUUUCCUUUUUUUUUAUUUAUUUUUUUGACACUUAAUUUGUUUCACUGAAUGUAGUAUGCCGAAAUGAAAAAGAAUAAUACAGGGCAUUAUAAUCUCCUGUGUUCUGACCUAGCAGUGAUAAUCUUGGUACUGUGAUUUGCACUAUACAUUCUGCAUUAUGUUACAUCAUAGUGGAGCUGGUAUCCCAAUGUUAUUGGCAGUUGUUUUUUGACCAAGUUUGCCAGUAGUAUGCUUCUGAAUGUAUUCUUUUCUCACGUUGAAAAAGAAUUCUUCUUAAAUGGACAAACUGAAAUGCUUUGCCUUUUACAGCCCUGCCUCUUUACCACUCAAGUCAUGCAGGUUGUGCAGGUUACACAGCCUCAUAGCCAGUUGAAUAUACUGCUCUAUACACACCUAAAGCAGCAACAACAUUCUGCAGUUCAUCACAGAAAUGGCAUCAGAGUAUCACUGUAAUGUCUUGACAAAAGUAUAUUGUGUGUGUGUAAAUAUAUCAUGAUUAUACAAUAAUGUUGAUUGGUGUUAAGGUAACUUGUCCAUUUUUGUACAUUUCUGGCUCAUUUUGCUUAAGAAAUGCAAACUCUGGGUUAAAUUUCCUUCCAUGUUUUGAUAUAAUGUUACAUACUUCCAUGUAGCAUUUUUAUCUAGUAUUUGCUGGGGGCAUUGACAAUGUAUUUGUGUCUUAACUAGCUUUUUGAGGUAUUUAGACUAGAGCAUUGAGCAUUAAAAAAAUAUUUUAGUAAUUAAGCUGGUGAUGCUUUAAAUCUAUCCCUAUGGCUAAGGAAUAGUUUCUGUUUAAUGAAUGCAAAUGAACCAGCAGCGAUAUUAAAGCUUUUUUUGUUAACUGAUGCUAUAUUUCAUGCAGUGCCUUUGGAUAGAAUUAUAGAAUUUUUAAUUA